ACUGAUGCUGCUGGGCUGGAGGAGCUGGUGUUCACCCAGCAAGGAGGUCUCUGGACCUCCGUGUGGAUGAUCCCACCGCGGGUUCUGACAGUAACAGUAGCCCGAGCAUGAGCCAGCGGACAGCCGCGACAUGCCGCCGCUUUAACUGCUGCUGUUGGCGCAGUUGACUCCAUCCAUCCGCCCGUUAACGAGCUAAUCAGCUGCGGUUAGCUCGCUGCGCUCCAGCUGCGGUUUCGCUGGUUGACCGCUGUCAUUGAUAAACCGCUUCGCUCAUUCUUGCCUGUAUGCUUUAGUUUAAAAUCGACCUUCCUCCGGAGCGUUUAGGUUAGAGCCUCUUGUAGUUGAACAUGAUUCAAGGAGGCGGAACAUGGACGCUGAGGCGGAGUGGGCCGAAGAGCUGACUGCACACCAACUGCUGGAUCAAAAGGUGCUUUACAAGCAGAAUGGACGACUCGGCAUAGUGACAACUCUUCACCACCUACUGAACACCCAGAACACACUGCAGAUUCAGUCCCGUUCAGAAUGUACUGGUUCUUGUCCAAAUCUAAUGAUGAGUAGGAGCGAACAUGUCAAUGCCAGGCCGGUUCCUGUGGCCCUCACCCCCCAGCUCCCUCCCAGAGCCCACCGGCCCCUCUGUGUGUCUGUCUCCUCCGACAGCAGCGGCCGCUUCAAAGCUCUUGAGACGCAGGAAUGGAAGAACAACCUCAAAGCUCAGAUGGAGCAGGCUCACAGUGCCGGUGCUGCCAGCAGCACCGGUUCUCUGGAGCGAGCAUCCCUGUUCUGUGCUUCGGCCUCCACCACAGCGUCCAGCUCGGGCCUGUCCAGCCCCGUGGAGCUCCUCAGCAAGAGCAAGUCCUCCAGCCGCUUCUCCCUCUUCUCCCCACCCUGGAACAGCAGCUCCGAGUCCGACUCCAACCCUCCAUCCCGUUCCGGCUCCAAGAAGCUGCGGAACUACAGUAGGAGAGCUGCCACGGGGCCAGCCGGAGCUAGGGGCCCCGAUACAGCCGAGCCCAAAGCAGGUGGUCCCGAACACUUUCAGUACUCUGAACCAGUCAUUUCCAAGGUGACGGAUUACAUCUACGUGGGUAACCUGAACGCGGCGUACAACGGCCGUACGCUGUGCCGCAACAACAUCGACAGCAUCAUUGACAUGAGCAGUGUGUCGGGGGAGCCGGGCCCCUCCCUUAGCCUCAUACCCUGCACCUGCUCCCGCGGUGCCCGCCACAGCUGGUCCCGCCUUAAAGUUGACAUCAGAGACGUGCCAGAUGCUUUGGGCGACGGCCCGGCGCUGAAGCACCGCUGCUUUGAGGACAUCAACGAGUGCAUCAAUGCCUCCACCGAGAAGAGGAAGCGCGUCCUCGUCCACUGUCGGGACGGCUUCUCUCUGGCGCCGACGUGCGUCAUCCAGUACCUGAUGGUGAAGCAGAACAUGAGGCUGAUCGCCGCCUACGAGCUGCUGAGGGCCAAGUACCCGGUCAACAUCAGAGAGUGCCACCAGAACGUGCUGGUGAGCCUGGAGAGGGCGCUGCGGCCCGGUGGCAACGUGGACCCAGAGUGCUUCAAGCAGGCCAUCUCACGCAAAGUGGCUUGGACCUGACUCCAACUCCCAGAAUGCUUGGCUGCUGCUCAGUCACAUCAGAUUAAAGACAAACCAAGGGCAGCUGUGCUCCUCCCUGCAGACGGGUCUGCUGGAUGUUUUCCACUUCCCUGGUGUAAGAAUUAUUAAUCUGAGGACUUGUUUUUUUUUAAUGUUUUUUUUCCCUGACCUGUAAAUGUGAUUGGCUGUAAUUUCCAUCUUCACUACUUAGCAGACGCAAUAGACUCACCUGCAGCGUGAUCACCGUGUUGAUAGCUGUGUUGUAGUGUUGGAUGUGUAGUGGAUCUAAUCCUGCUUCAGUUCUGUGCCACGCAUUUGUGUUGUUUUUUUAAUAUCGGGAGUUUCUAGUGGGUGAUCUCAGGAGAUUAUUGAUGUCACACCAGUGCAGCGUAGGAUGUUUGUCUUUAGAUCAGCUGCACUAACAUGGGGGGGGGGGGUGGUAUCUUUCAGAGCACAUAACGUUGAUGCUGCUGCCAGUUUAGAUCAGAAACCUGGACAGAGGACAGCUGUCCUGAUGCACAGAGAAAUGUCUCACACAGGAUAACCUGGGGAAAAAAAGGCUGCAGCCAAAUGUUUAGAAGCACAGAAAGUCUGAUGCAGCAGUGGUUCCCAACCUGCUUUACUUUUACCCCCCUCUGCAUCUUCACAUAUUUACCAAAGGAAUACUCAAGAUAAAACUUUCUAAUCACACUUUCCCACUCUAACAUGGAAGGAAAACAAACACAGAGGUUUUAACUGUGCUUUCCUUCCUGAUCUGAUGAUACGGUUCAGACAUGAUCCUUUAUGGACAGUCAUGAUAUUUAUGAUCUUUAUAAGCUUUAGGAUUAAUCGUAGUGUUUAAUACUGUGAUUGAUUGUGAAAUAAAAUGAAUUCAUUGUGACAUCACUACUGUCUAGGA
Molecule: messenger RNA, 2495 nt
Organism: Melanotaenia boesemani (Boeseman's rainbowfish)
Lineage: Eukaryota; Metazoa; Chordata; Actinopteri; Atheriniformes; Melanotaeniidae
Exons: 5
Coding region: 368-1597 (409 amino acids)
Biological process (GO): negative regulation of MAPK cascade; protein dephosphorylation
Cellular component (GO): cytoplasm
Molecular function (GO): MAP kinase tyrosine/serine/threonine phosphatase activity; protein tyrosine/threonine phosphatase activity
Source: RefSeq, a predicted model, not a curated record